AUGAGCUCUCCCUCUUCACAAAAGCCAAAAUCCGGUUUUGUCGCAGCGCUUGAAUACACCGGAAUUCCUCCCUCCUUACUCAAACGGCCUAAACUUCCUGGAAGAAAUUGGCUUAUAUUUUUCGGGGUCACCGGGUCAUUGGUUGGAGCGUAUAUAUAUGACAGGAGACAAUGUCGAGCGUUGAGGGAAGAAUAUAUCGGCAGGGUCAAGAAUUUAGCAGAGGAAUAUAGCUGGCACGAUGGUAGUGGAGUAGAAACACUUGGGAAAGAUGCCCAUUUGGCCUGGCCACGUAAACUGACAGUAUAUGCAGCCAGGUGGCCUGGGGAUGAGGACUAUGAUGUGGCGAUGAAGUAUUUUAGAAGGUAUUUGAAGCCAAUCUUCGUCGCAGCGGCUAUUGAUUAUGAUAUGGUCCCGGGCAAGAAACAUGGCGAUCUAACACUGAAGAUUGCUGAUGAGAUCAAGAGGAAGCGGGCUGAGCAGGAAUAUGCAACCUCAAGCUCUGAAUCGGUUUCACCUGGGAUGGCUAUGCCUCCACAAUACCAUGCCCCGACGCAGACCGAACGGGAGUCAUUGGAACUCGCUGGCGGGACAGUCAUCAUCGGAAGAGCCACCCUCAAAGAAUACUUCUCCGGGAUCGUCCGUGGCUGGACGGAACCUCCAACUGUGGAUGGGAGGCCGAACUGGGGCGAUGACUCGAGGGAGGAGAAAGUACGGAGUAUGCUAGAUGAUAGCGUGUUCGACGAACAGGACCUGUAUACACAAAACGUUUCUUCAUCUCUGAACACACCGGCACCAUUACCGGUAUUGUCCAACGCUGCUCUACCUGACAUUCCUCCCCUCCCUCCCCUACUUCUCGUUCCCUUCGUCAACCACAUCGGAUUUACUCAGAUUCCUUACAUGGUUCUCGACUUUUUCUAUAGACGGAAGCAUGUCAGAGACGGAGGAGAAGCGGCGUUGAGAGCUGUGUCUGGAGCCACCAGGGAAUUGCAAGGACCAAAUUCAAAUUUGAAGUCGGGUCUGACCCUUCUUGCGCCACCACCACCCCAAGGCGGCGAUCUUGAUUUCGCAUUGCGUACCGAGUCAUUCUACCGAUCCUCGUUACGGUCGCCCCUUCCAUCGCUUUUGGAUACAUCUCCUUCAUCAACCUCUUCCGAAUCGUCCUCGUCAUCAAGCACAACCAUUCCUGUAUCAGAGUCCGCUUCUGUAAACGACAUAAAUCCCAAGUCGCCACUGGGAGUAAUCCAACAAGCUCGAGAAAAGUAUUAUAAUGAGCUACCCCGGAAGUUAUGGGUCGCGAGAGAGUUUGCGAGGAGAGGUGGGUUUGAUGAGAUCGAAAGACCGAACAUUGGUGAAAAUGAGAAGGAAGGCAUUAUCUCGGAAGAGUUAAUGAAAGAAUGGAAAAAAGCUAAGGAGGCUUAUAAUUCGGAUCCGUCUAAAAUACCUCCCUCCGAAGUUCAACUACGCUUGGAGAGAUUAGAGAAGGAAAAAAUAUGGAGAAGGGAUGAGGAGGGUUGGGAGAUUGUUAGACCUGAAAGAGGUGUGUGUUGGGAUGAGAGGCUCGGAGCAAGUGGGAAAGGAGCAUUAACUGUUUUCAUUGACCCCAGCCGGAAUUGA
Lentinula edodes (shiitake mushroom) is the source of this 1614-nucleotide messenger RNA. RefSeq names its product inner membrane protein import complex subunit Tim54-domain-containing protein. The record is from RefSeq and is a predicted model, not a curated record. Bases 1 to 1614 code for a protein of 537 amino acids. The transcript is spliced from 5 exons. Lineage: Eukaryota; Fungi; Basidiomycota; Agaricomycetes; Agaricales; Omphalotaceae.